AUGGGUACUGCCAUUGAUCCGGUCCUGAUGAGCUCGGUUUGCAAUGUCAUGAUGGCCUUUAUAACGCUCUGUGCUCAGUGUGUGAAGCUUCUCGAGAAGGGCAAGGCUUACCAAUACUUCAAAGAAGGAAAAUGGAUUUUGUCGAAUCAGAAUCCCAUCAGAGAAGGUCUCGAUAAGCUCAAAGCCCUUUCCGAGCAGAAAGAACAUGUUCAGCAGAUGAUCAUGAUGAAGGAAAUCCUAAAUUCGAGCGACAAGAUCGACAUCGUGGAUGGUAAAAUCGAUGGAAUUUCCGAGUACGUCAGCAAGCGCUCUGAUGAAGUCGCCCGCCAGGAUGAUCUGAGUAGAAUCAAUAAAGAUUUGCGUAUAACUUCGGAGGAUGGGGUAUUGAUGGGUCAUCGUGUGUAUACGGAGACCCUUCGCAUGGCGAAAGACAAAACAUGCCAGUUCCUCGAGUCGACGUCUUAUAUGAACUGGGCGCUCAACAAGGAUGAAGGUGUACCACCAUUGCUUGUGGUCACUGGGGAAGCAGGAACAGGAAAGAGUGUCUUGUCAGCCUCAAUCUUUCUGGACGUCAAGGAGAAAGAAAUGUUCGCCGCCUAUUAUUCCUUUCCCUCGAUGCCAAAAAGUCGCAAAUACCACCAGCAACCGCUGGAGGACUGUGUCAAAGCCACAGGACUACAAUUGGCAGAGCAAAAUCCAGACUACCGACGGCGCUUGUUGCACUUUCUGAAUACCGAGGAAGGAAGGGCCAAGGGGACUGGCUAUAAGGGCCUACUGGACUCCCUGAACAUUUGGCAGGCUCCAGAUAAGAUGAUCUGUUAUCUCAUUCUGGAUGGCCUGGAUAACCUGGCCGAGCAGGAGUGUAAGGAUUUCAUGAAUCAUCUCAUCACCAACCAAAUUCCCUCUAAAAGGAACUCCUUGCGCAUCUGUGUCACGGGGUCAAGGAAACUAUUGCGCGCGUACUCAAAGCAGAAAGAUUGUCUGCAAUCUGAGGAGAUGGAAUGCUACAAUCAAAGAGUAAUUGCUGAUUACACUGCAAAGUUCUUGGAAAAGAAAGACUUGUUGCAGGAAGACUUUCUGGACUUUGCUGACCUUAGAAAGUCGAUAUGCGAGGCAGUAACGAAGAACGCCCGUGGUAGCUUCCACAAAGUGCAGAAAUGGCUUGACAGGAUUGAGAAUCUGGUUCAAUCAGAUAGCAGAGAUGAACUCAUUCGCUUUCUCAAUGCGUUGAGCCGGGGAGGGUCGGACCUUGCCAAAUCUGAGCUGCAAGAUCUCGAAAGAAUACUUGACUGGAAGGAGAUUGCGGAACUGAAUGAGUUGAUUAUUUGGUGCGAAUUCAGCAUGUCCAAGGAUGUGCUUCUCGACAUUGACCAACUCGAAGCCUUGUUGUUCAUUCGCUCGAAUUCACCGCCGUUAAGUUCUCUACGAAAGAAAAUACGGGAUAGGUUUUCUUUGAUCUUGGAGGAGAGAGAUGAUGGAGUUCGACUUCGCGACGAGAUGAGGCAAUGGGUAAUCCUGGAUCAGAACAAGGACCAGCAAUCAGCCAUUUCGGCUACAAUAUCCCUCCAAAACACAAGCAUCGAAGUAGCCCAGCGGUUCUUCUGGGAUCUGGCCAAUCAUUCAUUGAUGAAUCGGUUUAACUUUGAUGCCUACCAGAUGGACAUGGCGAAGCCUUCGAUUCAUCGCAUUCGAGUCACGGAACUGAACGCGCAUUUGGUAAUCGUGAAACGCACCUUCGAAUUUCUCAGAAAAGCACCUGAUCCUCUUUCGAGGCCAAUUGGGGGAAUUCUAUUGAGAGAGCUUCCGGCUCAUUUAGCAGUCCUGCAGGAACCCUCUCAGCUUGAACAACUCAAGGAUACCGAUCGACGAACCAUAGGUGAAAAUGUCCAAGAACUAUUUCUAAGUCCAAUAAGCCUUGAAAGACAUUGGGAUGUUCUGCAACAGACAAGAUGGCACACGUCCUCAGAUACCAUAGACUCAUUCUGGAAAUGGCUGUCGGACGACGCUGCAAUCAAACAUCCGAUCAUUUGGGACAAGAUCAGAGAGGUUUGGAAUAACCCGAAACGGAACCAGAAGCUCUUUGAGUCACUAGCGAGGUUGGCUGGUCACAAAUGGCUCCAGGACCGAUCACCCAGUUCCACCACGGCGUCCUUUGAAUGGCUCAGGGCUUUUCUCAAUAUGGAUGCAGAAAUCGAUUAUACAAGCCAAAAUUCAGACUUUAGCUCCGAAGGGGAUGACCAUAGUUUCAGAUCCGACGAUAGCAUCAAAGAUGAUUACGUUACAAAGGCUGAGAAAUGGUGCGAGAGGGUACUGGGACCAAGCCGCAUGCGCGAACAAGAUGUUUGGGUCCAACGGCUAGCCGAAACAUAUGAGUAUGCCAAUAGUUACAAGAAAGCUUUCAAGAAAUAUCAGGAGACCAGUAAGCUACUAGAGCGGAUGGGGGAUAUUGAUCGGGAACGACAUGGGAAAGUGUUGGUUCGUCUAGCGUCACUGGCCGGGGACGAGGACGAAGCUUUGCAAUACCUCAAGCAAGCCCUGGGGCUGAGCGCCAGCAAUAUCAACGCCAGAUAUGCACUAUUCAAGAGUUUGUGGUCUCGCAACUGCGGAGAGGAGCUGAGCGACCUGGUUCUCGAAACACUAAAGCUCAGAACGGCUUCAGGGCCCAUGGGACAUCUGGGUCUAGUGAUUAAGAUGGCCUUCGAAGAUAAUGACUAUGAUGACACUCAGGUGAUGAAUCUGCCGUGCAUCAUUAGCUCUAUAUGCUCCUCCUCUGCCGAUAACUUCGCUUCACUACUGGAAAACAUGCAGAUAGCAAUCGAAAAUGCCAAGACACAGGAUCAGGUCAAAACGUGGGCCACCUUACUUUGGCAUAAAGGGAUCGCACUCGCAUACUAUUCCGAAACCCCUUCUCAUGCUGAUCAGGCGGUCAUAGCGUGGACAGAAUGCGCUGAGCUCAUUAUGAAGAGGCUCAAGCACCAGUCUGCUGGUGCAAUUCUACUGGACAAAGUUGGGCAGCAGCUGGGCUGUCAUUACUUCACACAGACAUUGAAAGACCCUGAUAACGCUGAAACAUAUUCUCGGAAAUUGGAGGAAGUAUACCAGAACCAAAGGGGUAUUGUUCAUGGCAUGUCUGCUGCGAAGACAUACUUGGCGGCAGACUUGAUCCGGCGUGGAAAACAACCGGAUGCCGAAGCGCUCUUCCAGGCAAACAUCAGAGAGGCAUUUGGCUUACUAUCUGAUGACACAACUGGUAAUGACAUGGACGGUUUUUGCCUUCUGUUUUCAAUAUUCCUUCAUACGGGUGACCGAGUCAAUGCCCUUCAUGCCUAUUCGCUUAUAGCUCGUCGUGUCUUAGACGCCGAAAUUUUGAAAGAGUGGCUACAGUCUGAUGAGAAAACUACAACACCGGAAGCUGCCGAGCUCAGGGAGUACUUCCAAGAAGUCUGCAACGAACCGACCAAUGUAUGGUACAAGGUCAUAGAACUUGUGGAAUUCUUGUGGCAAAGCCAACGCAAGUUGAUGAACGAGACCCUCUGGAGUGAUGAUGACGCAGCCAAAAUGACUUCCUAUGGGGCGCUAUUUGAAUCCAUGGAAAGAUAUGAGAAGGCGCUCCAUGACGCUAGCAGUGAUUAUACAUGUGACGGGUGUGACUGCUUCCUAGAGACAAGCACGAACAUGUAUUCAUGCAAGGCUUGCUAUAAUUUUCAACUAUGUGAGUCGUGUUUCCAGCGCUUCCAACACGGGGCGCUCAAACUACCUCUCUGCCACAUCGAGCAUGAUUAUGUGCGGAUCCCACCCUGGGAUGCUAAGGCCCAUGUUCGCGCAUUUCGGCGCAGAGUCCUUAUGGACGCUACUGUUGCAGAUGAUGGGUAUCUGGUUGGGGGCCGAGAAGUCCCGGUUGUGGAGUGGUUAAAUUGCUUGAAAGCGAAAUGGGAUCCCCAGGGGGAUUGGGAAUUCCGGUAA
This is a messenger RNA of Aspergillus luchuensis, 3963 nucleotides long. RefSeq lists its product as uncharacterized. Gene Ontology annotation, molecular function: protein binding; zinc ion binding. The coding region runs from base 1 to 3963 and encodes 1320 amino acids. Lineage: Eukaryota; Fungi; Ascomycota; Eurotiomycetes; Eurotiales; Aspergillaceae. The record is from RefSeq and is a predicted model, not a curated record. The transcript has 4 exons.